AUGAACCUUUCACCACAAACGGUGGUUGGCUUGAUCGGAAUGGGCGAGAUGGGUCGGAUGUAUGCAGACAGGCUGGCGGCUGCAGGUCAUUGUCAGCUGCUGGUCUGCGAUCGCCCCGAGAAACUCGAUCAGUUGCUGGUCGACUACAAAGAUCGGCCCAAUGUCGCGGUGGUCGCUGAUGGUCAUUUAGUCAGUCGAGCAUCUGACUUUAUCAUUUACUCGGUCGAUUCCGAACACAUAGACAGCAUUGUAGCACAAUACGGACCAUCUACGAAACUCGGAGCGAUAGUCGCAGCGCAAACUUCAGUCAAAGCUCCAGAACAGGCUGCAUUCGAAAAGUACUUACCGAGCGACACGAGAGUGUGUUCAAUUCAUUCGCUGCAUGGCCCCUCAAUCCCACCGGAUGGCCAGGCAUUAGUUUUGAUCCCUUUUCGUUGCUCGGUUGCAGAGAAGCAAUGGGUUAAGGACAUCUUGGCACCCCUUCGCAGUCGAUACGUUGAGCUUAGCUAUGAGGAACACGAUGUCGUGAUGGCCAACACCCAGGCAUGCACACAUGCUGCUUUCCUCAGCAUGGGAACCGCCUGGCAUGCGACUAGUCGCUUUCCCUGGGACUCGGGUCGUUAUAUCGGCGGCAUCGAGGUUGCUAAGAUCAAUAUUACCCUGCGUAUAUACUCAUCCAAGUGGCAUGUUUACGCUGGCCUGGCAAUCAUGAAUCCGAUCGCAAGAAUUCAGAUCGACCAGUUCGCCCGCUCGGUUACCGAGCUGUUCGUCUUGAUGGUAUCCAACGAUGAAGAAGGACUCAGAAAGAGAGUUCAUGCCGGUCGGGAUCAUGUCUUCGGCCCUCCUGGCUCACCGAGAUCGUCUCCCCCUCCGAUGUUUCUUUCGGACGACGUUUUUUCAAGCUUCGCGAUCGGCGAGCCAGCCGCCGGGCCUUCGCCUCCAAACAGCCAUCUCACCAUCCUUGCAAUCGUCGACUGCUGGCACCAACUCGGACUCAACCCUUUCCUCCACCUGGAAAUUGCCGCCACGCCGGUGUUCCGUCUAUGGUUUGGUCUCAUCCACCAUCUCUUCCGUUCCCCUGAAAGACUCGAGAAGGCAAUACAUGCUGCCGUACACAACCUCGACUAUCGUGCUGAUGAUUGCGAGUUCGUACUCGCCGCUCGUGGAUGGAGUCAGUGCAUCAGCUAUGGCGAUUUCAAGCUGUACGAAGCCCGGUUUCAGCAAACCGCAGAGUUCUUUAAGCCUCGGAUCGAAGAGGGUAAAGGCAAGGGAAACGCAAUGAUGAAAUACAUUCUUGAAGCUUGCGGCUCUGCUUAA
Puccinia triticina is the source of this 1317-nucleotide messenger RNA. RefSeq lists its product as uncharacterized. The transcript has 7 exons. Gene Ontology annotation, biological process: L-tyrosine biosynthetic process. NCBI's taxonomy places the organism in Eukaryota, Fungi, Basidiomycota, Pucciniomycetes, Pucciniales, Pucciniaceae. Gene Ontology annotation, molecular function: prephenate dehydrogenase (NAD+) activity; NAD+ binding; prephenate dehydrogenase (NADP+) activity. The record is from RefSeq and is a predicted model, not a curated record. Bases 1 to 1317 code for a protein of 438 amino acids.